CCGGCUCUGCUGGGAGGGGCAAGGCUGCCACUUGCCGCUGCGCCCAGAGCCCGAGAGCCGCUUGGAAAACUUGGCCCGCGCAGCGCAGGGUCGCUUGCGCUCUGGUGUGGACGCAGGACAGCCGGACCUCCCGCCAUGGGCUGUUUUGAGUGCUGUAUUAAAUGCCUGGGAGGCAUUCCCUAUGCCUCUCUUAUUGCCACCAUCCUGCUCUAUGCUGGUGUUGCCCUGUUCUGUGGCUGUGGUCAUGAAGCACUUUCUGGAACUGUCAACAUUCUGCAGACCUACUUCGAGAUGGCAAGGACUGCUGGAGAUACACUGGACGUGUUUACCAUGAUCGACAUCUUUAAGUAUGUGAUCUAUGGCAUCGCAGCUGCCUUCUUUGUGUAUGGCAUUUUGCUGAUGGUGGAAGGUUUCUUCACCACUGGUGCCAUCAAAGAUCUCUAUGGAGAUUUCAAAAUCACCACCUGUGGCAGAUGCGUGAGCGCCUGGUUUAUUAUGCUGACAUACCUGUUCAUGCUGGCCUGGCUGGGAGUGACGGCUUUCACCUCCCUGCCAGUGUACAUGUACUUCAAUCUGUGGACCAUCUGCCGAAAUACCACCUUAGUGGAGGGGGCGAAUCUCUGCUUGGAUCUCCGUCAGUUUGGGAUUGUGACAAUUGGAGAAGAAAAGAAAAUUUGUACUGUCUCUGAGAAUUUCCUGAGGAUGUGUGAAUCCACUGAGCUGAACAUGACCUUCCACUUGUUUAUUGUGGCACUUGCUGGAGCUGGGGCGGCAGUUAUUGCUAUGGUUCACUACCUUAUGGUUCUGUCUGCCAAUUGGGCAUAUGUGAAAGAUGCCUGCCGGAUGCAGAAGUAUGAGGACAUCAAGUCAAAGGAGGAGCAAGAGCUUCAUGACAUCCACUCUACUCGCUCCAAAGAGCGGCUCAACGCAUACACAUAAAUAAAACCUUCCCAUCCUUCUACCAUCCAGAUGCAUUGGUGUUUAACUAAGGGCCAUCCAACCAUCCAACCUUUUGAAAAGUAAAAUAAAAGUGCUUCUCAUCAAUGAUAUAGAGGGUGACUUAUGAAUCACCUGACUACAAUUCUUUGUUGUUUAGCACUUAAUUUCCUAAUUUGUAAAAUUGGUGUAAUCAGAUAUCUUCUACAAGCUCCUAUCUAGUCUUUUUCUUUUCUAAAUUUCUCAAACUCAUUUAAUAAUUCUGUAAGAUCAAUGAUACUAACAUUGUCAAAUGCAGAGAUUAAUUUGAUUUUUAACCACUUCUCAUGUGUGUUAUACAUAACACCUUUUGCAUUAUUUCUUAUGUUUUGAAAAGAAAAACAGCUUUUUAUACUUUUUAGUUUUGAUUUCGGUAACUAGUUUAACUACAGGUAGCCUUCAAAGGGACCAUUGUACAUUAUGAACAAUAGACAGAGAUGAUAUCAUGAUGACUCUUCUUGAAAUAUGGAAAUCUUGUGUGAAGAUCAGCGGCCCCAUUACUAUAGGCCGUAGUUCAUGUUUUCAUCCAUCUAAGGUGCAAUUUCUAAAUUUGUAAGAGUAGGUUAAAAAAAAGUGCUUCUUAUCUUUGUUAACAUUGUAUUUUUUCUUGAUGUAUCGAAGAGGUAUUUCCCUCUGAUUCCUCAUGUUUAUGUUGUGAGCAUGUAGAAACAGUAAUGCUAAUGCAUGGCUAGUUGCCUUUUUAAGAUUGUGACACCGGGCUUACCUUUUAAAGUUUAGUAUAGAGAGAAUUUUAAUGGAAAUAACUACUGUAGACUAUCGGAAAAUGAUCUCUUCGUGAUUUAAGCAGUGGCUGGACUGGAACUUUUAAUAUGCUAAUGUGGAACAUUAAUUACCUUUAUGAAGGUGGAAUAUGAAAAAUAAGCACACUAACCCCUCAGAAGUUGUUUUACCUACUUUAAAAAGUUUUAAUGGAUUGCACCUCUGUAAACUAUCCCUCAAAUGUGUAUUAUAUAUUUGAAAAGGCUUCCAUUAAUAUAAUAGCUUUGCUUGCAGCCUUCCAAUCUAUGUUGGUUUACCUGUAGUGUUUUUUAAAGUGUGGUCAGAGGCCACUAUACAAUGUAUCCUUUCGAAGUGUAGUGGUAUAUCUGUGUUUUUAUUUCUAGUAAGUCAUUUUAACCAAAUGUUCAUUCAUAUUCAUUUACAAGAAGUACCUAUAUCAAAGGAAUAAAAAAAAGCAAUCAGUAUUAUUGGACCAAAUUUGGUGUUUGUUUUAACCUGACUCUUCUUUUGAUUAUUUCUAAUGCUACAAGAAUGCUGUAAAGUGUCUUUUAAAAUGAUGUCACCUGACAAGACAUUUUUGUCAGUGUAUAAAAACUAGGUAGUAUUGUGCACUGAUUUGACCAUUGUGAAAUCUUUUCUCAGUGUAAGUGCAUUUCUAAUAAAAUUUAUUGAGUGAAACAAUCUUUGUACAACGACUAGUCAUGCAUCAUCCAUAAUUUUACAAGUUCUUGUAGUAUGUAGGGAUAUUACUAGGGUUCUCUGUGGCAUGAUAAUGCAUCUGUAGUAUUAUUUAAUUAAUUUGGGGUUUUGCUUUUUUUUAGAUUAUCUUACUGGGUCAACAUUUUUCUGAUAUAUGCAGUAUUACAUAUAUUCAGCAAAAGUAUUAAUGGGCUUCUUUAAAUUCUAUAUGAUAGUGUUUCAGUUCUGUGUCUUAACAGUUUGUGAUGAUUUUUAAAACUGUCUUUUAAACUUAUGUAAUGAUGUUGACGCUUUUGCCUUUUUUUUUUCUGGUAUUAGAGUUUGUAUUUUCACAAAAGAGUGCUUUGUAGCAGGCAUUACAAAUAAUCUGUUUUGUACAUAAAUGUGCCAACAGCUUGAUGGUGGCGUUUUUGAAAUGUAGAACAAAGUGCUUGCAAACUGUAAUAAAUAUACUUGUGUACUUUGUGUACUUAUUAUUAG
Pteropus alecto (black flying fox) is the source of this 2895-nucleotide messenger RNA. RefSeq names its product glycoprotein M6A (gene GPM6A). The transcript has 7 exons. Gene Ontology annotation, cellular component: plasma membrane; axonal growth cone; filopodium. The record is from RefSeq and is a predicted model, not a curated record. Bases 136 to 939 code for a protein of 267 amino acids. Gene Ontology annotation, biological process: neuron projection development. Lineage: Eukaryota; Metazoa; Chordata; Mammalia; Chiroptera; Pteropodidae.